AUGCAAAACGUCAACUCCCCAGGUGAAAAUCGCCAUGCAGAAGUUACUGCUCAUGAGACAGCCGUAAAUGCCUCGAACCUUGGUCAGCCACACAGUGUCAAAGGAAAUAGGUCUACCCAUGCGGUUAUCAGCUUACCAGAUGCUCAGACAGCCGAGGAGAAGUCGGGCUUCUUUGCGUCAAUUCGCAGGCAGCCGAAGGUCUUCGGAUGGUGUAUGGACUUUGGGCGUCCAUACGCUGGAGACUAUGUCUUAAGCGCCGGCUGGCAGGCUGCAUUCCUAGGAGGGCCGCGCGCAAGCUGCGUCAUCGCAACUCUGUUCUCAGGGUACACACUGGAGGUUACGGCCGAGACCAACGAACACUUCUUUGCUGGCAAAAUCAUUAAUGGAAUGACCCUUGGAGUCAUCAUUGCUUUCACCAUCAACCUUGGACCACUCAUCGCUGCUGUCAUCAUUGAAGACACACAGCACCUGAACAGCAGAUGGGCUUAUAGAACCGUUUUCAUGGCUCAAUUUGGGUUCGGCGGCCUUGCUGCUCUCUUUAUAUGUUUCAUGCCUGAGUCGCCCGUCUGGCUGAUCAACAUUGGCAACGAAGAGAAAGCCCGGCACUCACUUCGUCGACUCGGAUAUUCGGAGAUAGAGGCCACGAAGAUGGUGCAUAAAACCCAGUACGAGCUGGAGAAAACGAAGAGUGAGACCGAGGGAGCAUCUUAUGUCGAGUGCUUUCGUAAAUCCAACUUUCGCCGGACCAUCAUCUCUAUCAUGCCAAUUGCCAUACAAGCGCUCAGUGGCGUGUUUUUUGUCACCUACUACAGCACAUAUUACAUGCAGCUGGCCGGCUUCAGCGACGAAGCCAGCUUCCAGUUAAUGGUCGUGCAGUAUGUUCUUUGCAUGGUGGGCAAUAUGUGCUCAUGGGUUCUGGUUGACAGAGUCGGCCGCAGAACCCUGACAAUUUGGGGGCUCUUCUUUCUCACCAUCGUCUUGAUGCUAUGUGGAGGGCUAGGAGUGUACGGAACUCCUGCUGCAAUCAGGGGCACGGUUGCCAUGUUCCUGCUGUACAAUCUUGUCUUCAACGUCACCAUCGGUGCCACGGCGUACACGCUUCUCUGCGAGGUUGCUACAUCGCGACUUCGAGGUCACACAAUCUCUUUAGGGAUUGCUACGCAGCAUUUGAUCUACGUGAUGUGGGCAUUCACACUCCCACUGCUGUUCAACCCAGAUAAAGCAAAUCUCGACAGCCAGAGAGAGGAAGAGUAA
Molecule: messenger RNA, 1254 nt
Organism: Diaporthe amygdali
Lineage: Eukaryota; Fungi; Ascomycota; Sordariomycetes; Diaporthales; Diaporthaceae
Exons: 6
Coding region: 1-1254 (417 amino acids)
Biological process (GO): transmembrane transport; carbohydrate transport
Cellular component (GO): membrane
Molecular function (GO): carbohydrate:proton symporter activity
Source: RefSeq, a predicted model, not a curated record